AUGAACAUUAUCGGAUUCAAAAUGCUCAGUUAUUCAGUGAUCAGUUUCGUGGUCCUUUGGAUCAGUCUAUCGUCAGGCAGCCUUUUGACCAACGAAUUAUUGGAAUGUCGAGCAAAUUUGACGGCGGCGAUAAAAAACGAUACGACGUUCCUAGAGAAAGUUCGCCAGUCGGACUACAUCUUUACGGGAAAAGUCAAGGAGCUACAACAUGGACAGCUGUUGCACGUGCGCGUCAAGAGGGCGAUCAAGGGUGCGCUGAACGUCACCGUCGACCUCCUGGUGAAUAAUACCUGCGGUCGUUACAUCAGACGUAGUUACACCGGCAUUUUCAUGGCACGUCGCAGUGCCAACGACGUUGGCAGGAUCGUGAUGCACUUCGGCCCGGUACCACUUACGCUCGCCAACCUCGACAGGCUGAACGCCGCCGUCAGAGGUAAGCUCGCCGUCAGGCAUAUCGUUUCGUUCUUCGCUUUCACGGAACGCGAACGUUCGCGCUUUAACGAGACACUUUAA
This is a messenger RNA of Atta colombica, 513 nucleotides long. RefSeq lists its product as uncharacterized. The transcript has a single exon. The record is from RefSeq and is a predicted model, not a curated record. NCBI's taxonomy places the organism in Eukaryota, Metazoa, Arthropoda, Insecta, Hymenoptera, Formicidae. The coding region runs from base 1 to 513 and encodes 170 amino acids.